Microthlaspi erraticum is the source of this 297-nucleotide messenger RNA. The record is from the annotation of a GenBank genome assembly. Lineage: Eukaryota; Viridiplantae; Streptophyta; Magnoliopsida; Brassicales; Brassicaceae.
AUGUCGUCGACUCCAGGCGCUGUGGUGUUGGGGGAUUAUGUGAUUGAGCCGCAUAACAGAGGUGUUUAUGAUGAAGACGACGACGAUGAAGAUUCCAGCUCAGACGAUGAUGACAACAACGGCGUGUUGGAGCUGGAUUCGUGGCAAGGACAGAGCCAUCAUAUUCGGUUUAUCGAUAUGGAUCCGAGCGACUUCGCGUCGUCUUCUCGGUCAUCCCCUGCUUCUUCUCCAAGCCGUUCGAUUCGCCGUUUGCUGUUUCAAAGGAGCCAGAGAGGCGGCGAUAGAGGAGAAGUAUAA